This is a messenger RNA of Achroia grisella, 3258 nucleotides long. RefSeq lists its product as uncharacterized. The transcript has 2 exons. NCBI's taxonomy places the organism in Eukaryota, Metazoa, Arthropoda, Insecta, Lepidoptera, Pyralidae. The record is from RefSeq and is a predicted model, not a curated record. The coding region runs from base 282 to 1397 and encodes 371 amino acids.
UUUCAACAAUUCAAAUUUUGGCGCGUUCCGCGCUGUUGAUUGCAAGGAGUGUCAAAGGGAGCUGUCAAUAGAAAUAACAUAAAAAUGGAUCGUGCAAAAACAAGUGUGCGUGAAUAAGGUUAUAUAAAAUAUAUUAUAAAAAGACAGUAAUAGUUAAAUAAUAAUUGUAAUAAACUUUAAAUGUCGUUUCUUUGUUUACAGAGAAACAAAUUUUAGUUUAUUUUAUAAAGAAACCCUGAAAAUAUCAUUAUAAAACGACAUUUGUUGUUACAAAAAACAAAAUGAACCGGCUACAAUUUGAAUUUACAGUGAUAGCAUCAAGUGAUGGCAAAUCUAAUGUACUAGCCAUAACCUCUCUAACUACAGAAGACGGAAAAUGUUUUGCGAUACCAGACGAGUUGAAACCAAUAAAUAACCAUAAAGAAAUUACAAAGACGAGUACUUAUAUAAAGAUUAAAAAUAGCCUAAAGAAAAGACAUCAGACUAGGAAAAUAUGGAUAACAUUAAAUGAAGAACAAAAACAAACCUAUGUUGACGAAGACGGAAAUAUCCAAUUUUUAGAUCAAUAUUUAGAAGAAAUUUCUAUAGAACAACCAACAGGAAAAGAUAACAAUCUGCAACAAAUUCUGGAUAGAUUAGUGGAAUCCACAGAAAAAAAAGAACAUCACAAUUUAAAAAAUAUAUCCGAGAAAUUUAUUAUAGAAAAAUUCACAAGCAGGAACUCAAAUGCAACUCAAUGGAUGGAGACUUUUGAGAAAGAAUGUGUGAGGUUUAAUAUAAUAAAAGAUGAAACAAAAAUAGAAAUAUUAAGAUUAUUUUUAGAAAAAACUUGUUUAGACUGGUAUAGUUCUAUGGUCACAAAACUGACAGUAAAUUCAUAUUGGACAGAGUGGAAAGAAAAAUUUUUGGAAACAUUUAAGAAUAGAGGAUGGGAUACGGUAACAUAUGCAUUUGCAUUCAGAUAUAAAGAAGGAUUAUUAAUUGAUUAUGCGAUGAAAAAGGAACGCCUUAUAUUAGACAUUAACAAAUCUAUAGACUCCAGAACAUUGAUAGAUCUUAUUGCAACAGGUCUCCCAGGUUUUAUCCUAAACAAAAUAAACAGAGAAGAAAUCAAAGACAGCACUGAUUUAUUCAAUGAAAUUAGAAAAUAUGAAAGUAUGAUAUACAGAAAAAAUACUACGGUAAUAAAAAAUAGUAAAUUAAAUUUUAAAAUGAAAACCAUGGAAAGAAAAUCAUGUAAAACAUGUGAAGAAUUAAAUAAAGGAAUUAGAUAUCAUCCAGAGGAAGCGUGUUGGUUCAAUAUAAAAAAAAAUGAACAAGAGAAAAUACUUAGAACAAAAAAUGUAAAUAGUAACUCUAUUAUAGAAGUAGACUUAAAUACUGAGCAAAAAAACUAGUAAGUACACCAUUAAUCAAGAUCAAUAUUGUAUUAGAAGAUAGAUUAGAAGUAUGUGGCAUUUAUGAUUCAGGCUCACAAAUCUCUUUAAUAAAUUCAAGACUAAUCAAAGUAAAAGAAAAUAAACACAACAUGAAUACAGCAUACAUGAGAACGGUUAAUGGUGUAAAGAAAACAGAGGGUUUGAUAACAAUUAAGAUAAAGAUUUUUGAAAUAGAAGAAGAGGUGGAUGUAUACAUAGUUGAAAAUGAAGAAUUUGAUGAUUUCAUAAUCGGGUUAGAUAUGAUACAGAAAUUUAGAUUGACCCAAAAUGAAAACCUAAAAAUAGAACAAAUGAAAAGAAAAGAUAUAAAUGAAAAACAGAAUAAAAUUGAUAAAAUCUCUAAAGAUAAAGAAAGUCAAGACAAGAUGAAAGAAACAUAUUCAAUAAAUUUUAACGAACACAUAGAAGUAGAAGACUUUAAAAUUAAAAUAAAUCAUUUAGACAACAAAAAGAAAAUAGAAAUAGAGAAAAUAAUUAAAGAAUACAAAACAGUCUUUGCAAAAGAUAAAUAUGAUGUUGGUAUGGUUAAAGAUUAUGAAGCUCACAUAGAUUUACUAGUAGAUAGAUACUGUAGUAAAAGGCCAUAUCGAUGCACAAUUGAUGAUAAAAUAGAAAUAGAAAAACAGAUAUCAAUGUUACUAAAGAAUAAGUUAAUAGAAGAAUCAUACAGUCCCUUUGCAGCUCCGGUGACACUAGCAUUUAAAAAAGAUGAAAAUAAAAGAUCAAGAUUAUGUAUAGAUUUUAGAGAACUAAACAAAAUUAUUAUGCCACAAGCCCAACCAUUUCCAUUGAUAGAUGAUUUGAUAAUAAAGACUAGAAAUUGCAAAUACUUUACUACAUUAGACAUAAAUUCAGCAUUCUGGUCAAUACCAUUACGGAUUGAAGAUAGAAGUAAGACAGGAUUUGUAACACAAGAUGGACACUUCCAGUGGACCUGUCUACCAUUUGGAUUAAAAACAUCACCAGCUAUUUUCCAAAGAAUUCUUAGCAAUAUACUACGAAAACACAAUCUGACAAGCUAUGCUGUUAAUUACAUUGAUGAUAUUUUAAUAUACUCAUCAACUUUUCAAGAACAUAUAAGGCAUAUAAGAUAUGUAUUAGAUGCAAUAAUAGAAGAAGGUUUUAGAUUGAAAUUUAAGAAAUGUACAUUUGCUUCAAAUUCAGUGAAAUAUCUGGGCCACAUAAUUCAAAAUAAUUCUGUAAGACCGCUAAAGGAUAAUUUAACGUCAAUAAGAGAUUUUCCAACACCUAAAACCCAGAAAAAUAUUAGACAAUUCCUAGGGAAAAUAAAUUUUUAUCAUGAAUAUAUACCGAGAAGCGCAAUAAUUUUAGAUCCAUUACAUAAAUUAUUAAGAAAAAACGAGAAGUUUGUUUGGUCAGAAACAUGUGAAAAUUCAUUUAAACAGAUAAAAGAGUAUUUAUGCUGUCAACCAGUAUUAGAAAUAUAUGACAAGAGUUUACCAAUAAAAAUAUAUACAGAUGCAUCUUUAGAAGGUAUUGGGGCAAUACUGAAACAAACACAACCAGAUGGUAAAGAUAAGCCAGUGGCAUAUUUCUCAAAAAAGCUAAAUGAAGUUCAAAAAAGAAAAAAGGCAAUAUACCUAGAGUGUUUAGCGAUAAAAGAAGCUGUGAAAUACUGGCAACACUGGCUUAUUGGAAAAAAGUUUAUUAUUUACUCAGACCACAAACCUCUUGAAAAUAUGAAUAUAAAGGCUAGAACAGAUGAAGAAUUAGGGGACCUAACAUACUAUUUAUCUCAAUAUGAUUUUGUAAUAAAAUAUAUACCUGGUAAAGAAAAUUUAGAAGCAGACGCCUUAAG